Molecule: messenger RNA, 356 nt
Organism: Racocetra fulgida
Lineage: Eukaryota; Fungi; Glomeromycota; Glomeromycetes; Diversisporales; Gigasporaceae
Source: the annotation of a GenBank genome assembly
AAGAAAUUAAAAAACUUACUCGUACAGGUCAUAUCCAACGGCCUGCUUAUAAUUUGGUGGCCGAAUGGGUAUUAAGAGCAUGGAACCAAGUUAAUAGCCCAGAGGCUCAAAAUAAAAAUAGUGAAUAUGUGUAUAUUGAUGAGGAUAAUGCAAGUAAUAGCAAAAGUAUUGUUGACUUAACCCAAAACGACAAUGGUAGUGAGAAUAAUGAUAACAACUAUAAUAUUGAAGACGAUAGUAAUGAAGGUGACGGCGAUAAAGACGACAGCAAUAAAGAUGAUGACGAUGAAACUGAUGAAGGUUGUGAUGAAGACACAUAUUAUGAUGAAUGGGUGGUUGAGUAUGUUAAUUUGUGA